AUGAGAGUAUUGAAAUCCAAAGAGAAGGACUGGGUUUAUGCGCCCAGCCAAAAACCCUCCGUACCUGAUGCAAUCCUCCAAGUUAUUGGCUCUACGGUGAUUUCAAGCUGUAUUUCCUCGAACGCUUCCUAUCCAAUUCCGGGAGAAAAAGACAGUCCAGACUCCAUGGUGGAAAACUACGAUACCCCCACUAUCCACAUGUCUAUCAUUGUACCUAACCCUGAAGCAGAAUGUAUGGCCAGAAUUAACCACAAAGGGCAAUUUGUCAUUGUUGAUGCCCGCCCGCUUCUGACCUGCAUGGGCUUUGGUAAGGAAGUGUUUAAACUCUUCAAAUCUUAUUACAAAAAGGCCGUGAAUAGCAAUAUACUUGAAGAUCCCUUCAUGUUUUUAUCCUUGGAUUGUCCUCCCGGCAUAUAUGAUGCGAACAUCGAACCCUCUAAGGAUGACAUCUUGUUCGAAGAUCAUCAGGCGGUCCUCCAGAUAAUCGAGGGCGUUUUCAUGGAUAUCUAUAAUCUAGAAACUUCUACCAUUAUACCCACUCCUGAUACCCAACAGAGUUAUCUUAGUAACCAGUUAACCAUCGACAUUAGUAGCCCAGCAUCUACUAAAAACCGCGGCCGUUUCCGCUCUAAUGAAAAACUUACGUCUACCGUUAAUCCAUGGACACUAUCUCUUGCUGCUCAGCGACUACGUGAUCCUGAAUCUCAGCUUUUAACUCCGCAGCGCGAAUUUCAGGAUCCGCGAAAUAAUAUACCCCCAAGAAGUCCAAACAUUAGGGUGAAAAAUAGCAGAAUCUCCAUGAGGCAAGCUACACUCAGUCUGCAUGACAAUGGUAGGGUGUCACUAUUCAAUACGCAGAGCCCACAACGAACAAGCAAUGGCUCGCCUCGAAUGGUGACCCCACCACGAGUUCCUGCACCCAAUAUUCCCCGCAGCAUUGAGGCUUCCGUGCAGAUCGCAGAAGGAAAUUCAGCCAGAGGAAAAGAGGGAAUGUAUGUAAUACGGCCCACUCCCCAGACACCGCCGCCUUCAAGGGCCUUUUCUGCAGCCACACACCGACAGGCACCUAUAGCUGUUACUUUUUCCCGAUCUAAUGAUCAAAUACCCCCAAAUCCACACUCUAUAAGCGGACGAUUACAUUGCAAUCAUAGGAGUGACCACAAAAUCUCUGGCUAUGGUGAAAUACGUCCUUACAAAUUAACUGUUCCUAGCGGCUCACAUCUACAAACGGCCUCGACUAAUCUUAAAUCCAGAUUUCAACCUGACUUAAACCAAAAACGUAACCACCUAACCAGCUACAGGAAGAACAACUUUUCUACAGAAAUAAUUCUGUAUCAAAGUCAAUCCACGAUGGAAUGCAUGUAUGAAACAACAAUCCCAAAUGGCGGUGAAAUUACACAGCUGGCAGAUUCAAUCAAACGACUGGUUAAUACAGACCAAUAUGUGAAGUCAGGGUCUCUCAUGGCAGCAUUCUCGCCGGCCGAUUUAACAAGUAGUAUUAGCUACUGGACCAACAAGCUUCAUACUCUAGCUAAAAACCCCUCUUUCCAACGCCAGUUGAGGCAGCUAUCAUUCCUAACUCCGAGCAAUUCAUCCAAAUGA
Messenger RNA from Trichophyton benhamiae CBS 112371, 1602 nucleotides. RefSeq lists its product as uncharacterized. The record is from RefSeq and is a predicted model, not a curated record. Gene Ontology annotation, molecular function: ATP binding; ATP-dependent DNA damage sensor activity; ATP hydrolysis activity. The coding region runs from base 1 to 1602 and encodes 533 amino acids. NCBI's taxonomy places the organism in Eukaryota, Fungi, Ascomycota, Eurotiomycetes, Onygenales, Arthrodermataceae. Gene Ontology annotation, cellular component: MutLalpha complex. The transcript has 2 exons. Gene Ontology annotation, biological process: mismatch repair.